AUGUUGGGCCACUACCCGCCCAAGCACUGCUCCCGGCCGUUCGGGAACUGUAAUAGCGGCAACUCUCACCGGGAGCCCUACGUCGCUGCCCAUAACAUGAUCAUGUCACAUGCCGCCGCCGUCGACAACUACAAGAGGAAUUAUCAGGCAACCCAAGGCGGUUCGAUCGGGAUCGUCAUCGCCAUGAAAUGGUAUGAGCCGCUGACCAACUCCACAGAGGAUAUCCUGGCUGCAAGACAGGCGUUGUCCUUUGAGGUGGACUGGUUUUUGGAUCCGUUAUUCUUUGGUGACUAUCCAAGAGAAAUGCGUGAGAUGCUGUCAUCAAACUUACCAAAGUUCACCUCCGAGGAGAAGAGGUUACUGCAGAACAAGGCGGAUUUUAUUGGGGUAAACCAUUACACGGCAAUCUAUGCCAAGGAUUGCGUCUCUUCUCCAUGCGACCUUAAGAGUUACGAGGGAAAUGCGCUGGUCCAAGCUGUAGGUGAAAGGGACGGUGUGGCAAUUGGAAGACCAACUGCAUUCCAUGGUUACUACGAUGUUCCGGAAGGUAUGGAGCUGAUCGUUAAGUAUGUCAGUCAGAGAUACGAGAACACGCCUGUGUACGUUACUGAAAAUGGUGAGUGGCAAGGGAGGGCAAUUAGGAAUUCACAAUGCGUUCAGAAGAAUGCCUGA
This is a messenger RNA of Triticum turgidum subsp. durum (durum wheat), 672 nucleotides long. The record is from the annotation of a GenBank genome assembly. NCBI's taxonomy places the organism in Eukaryota, Viridiplantae, Streptophyta, Magnoliopsida, Poales, Poaceae.